AUGGAGGAGCAAAAAUCAACAUCCAAACUACGACUAUUGCUACUGUUGUUUAUCACCUGUUUAACAUUGAGCAUAACAGUACUCGUUGGUUCCGCUGGUCAUCUGAUAUAUUGGGUUUUAUUCGAAUCAUUCGGUCGUAAUGAUCGAAGAAUAAAACGAAAACUUGUUUUGACCAAAGAUGCUCAAGAUGACGAAUAUUAUGCAGUUAUCAUCGGUGCUGGCUUUUCUGGUAUAGGCAUUGGAAUAAAAUUGCACGAGGCUGGCAUGAAUAAAUAUGUGAUAUUGGAACGUCUAUCGUACAUCGGUGGUACUUGGUAUGCCAAUCAAUAUCCGGGUUGUGCAUGCGAUAUUCCAUCGAAUCUUUACUCAUUUUCAUUCGAACCCAAUCCACAAUGGUCAUAUUUUUACGGUCAACAACAAGAAAUAGCUGAAUACCUUGAAUAUUGUGCAGACAAGUAUGAUCUUCGUCGACACAUUGAAUUCAAUACAACAGUUAUUCGUUGUGAUUGGCUCCAGGAACGACGAAUAUGGAGAGUAACAGCUCGGUUGAAGAAUGAUCAAGAGAAACAAUUCUUCUGUCGAGUAUUAAUUUCCGGCAAUGGACCCUUAUCGAAUGGUGCCUAUCCAACGAAUAUUUCAGGAAUUGAUAAAUUUCAAGGUCGAAUGUGUCACACAGCUGAAUGGGAUAAAUCAAUUAAUUUCAUCAAUAAACGAGUAGCUGUCGUGGGAACUGGUUCUAGUGGAGUUCAAGUUAUGCCCGAAUUACACAAGAUGAAUGUGUCAAAAUUGUACGUUUUUCAACGCACGCCAGCCUGGGUCAUUCCACGUAUCGAUCGAUCUGUACACGCAUGGGAAAAACGUCUCUUUACCAUGUUUCCAAUUAUUCAAAAAUUCAUUCGAGGAACUAUCUAUUGGAUGUAUGAAUCGACUGCUCUUUCGUUUACUUACCGACUCCCGAUUCGACAUAUCUGUCAAGAAUUAAUCAAUUAUAAUCUUAUGAGACAAGUUAAAGAUAAAGAAUUACGAAAGAAAUUGACACCAUCAUUCGAUUUUGGUUGUAAACGAGUUUUAGUUAGCAAUGAUUGGUAUCCAACAUUGCAAAAACCGAACGUAUCACUUGUUACUAGUCGAAUACGAUACGUGACAUCGAGCUCAAUUGUUACUCAAGAUGGUAAUGAAUAUCCUGUCGAUAUUAUCGUUUGGUCAACCGGAUUUCAAGUGCAUAAAAUUCCAUUUGAAAUUUUUGGCUCGAACGGUGUUGCACUUUCUGAACUAUGGGCAGAAACUAUUCAAGUUAGGAGUCCUAAUAUUUCCUCCAAUGCUCGAUGGGCACAAAACGGAACUACUGUUGCUGGAAGCCAUGAACAUGGCGAUGCCAGCAAUCAACUAAACAGCCCUUGGGGUGUCUUCGUUGAUGAUGAUCAAACGAUGGUCAUCACUGACAUGUGGAAUCAUCGUAUUAUCCAAUGGAAGAUGGGUGAUACAAAUGGACAAGUGGUAGCUGGUGGCCAUGGUUCAGGAAAACAAUUGGAUCAAUUGAAUAGACCAUUUGAUGUAUUGAUCGACAAAAAGACGGAUAGUCUCGUUAUUUGUGAUCGAGACAAUCGACGAGUCGUGCGAUGGUCUCGCCUUAAUGUCACAACUCAAGGAGAAAUUCUCCUCGACAACAUCCGUUGUUGGGGAUUGGCCAUGGAUGAUCACAGAUACCUCUAUGUCUCUGAUGAUGAAAAACACGAAGUAAGACGAUAUCAUAUGGAAGACAAGAAUGGAAUUCUUGUGGCUGGUGGUAAUGGCAACGGUGCUAGUCUCAAUCAACUCAACAGUCCGACCUACAUCUUUGUUGAUCGACAGCAGACUAUCUAUGUGUCAGACAACGAGAAUCAUCGUGUGAUAAAAUGGGAAGAAGGUGCAACGGAAGGAACUGUCGUCGCUGGGGGUCAAGGUGAAGGGGCUGCUCUGACACAAUUGUAUUAUCCUCAAGGAUUGUUCGUCGAUACAUUGGGUACCCUUUAUGUGGUAGAUAGGAAGAAUAAUCGAGUGAUGCGUUGGUCUAAAGAAGCGAAGCAAGGUACUAUCAUUGUCGGUGGAAAUGGUUAUGGAAAAGCAUCAAAUCAACUCAAUGGUCCCAUGGAUUUGUCCUUCGAUCACUAUGGCAAUCUAUAUGUCGUUGAUACGUUAAAUGAUCGUAUUCAACGUUUCUCUAUUGAAUAG
Rotaria sp. Silwood1 is the source of this 2211-nucleotide messenger RNA. The record is from the annotation of a GenBank genome assembly. NCBI's taxonomy places the organism in Eukaryota, Metazoa, Rotifera, Eurotatoria, Philodinida, Philodinidae.